AUGUCAAAAAUGGAAGGGCUCUUUUCCGCUUCGAGUGUAGUUUUCAUGCUUCUCAAUUUGCCCCCUUCCCACACCUUCUUAUCUAAACAGUAUUUCAGUGAGGUUAUCGGCCUGUACGGGCAUCCACUGGCACUUCACCAUGUCAUGUUCAUUCCAACUCUUCAAUCUCAAUGCGCUGAUGAUCAGAUGCAUUGGCUACAGCAGGCACUAUCCAGGCAGAUCAUCGGUACCUACGCCCAGACGGAGCUGGGCCACGGUUCAAAUCUGAGAAAGCUGGAGACAACAGCCACCUAUGACGCGCAGACACAAGAAUUCGUGCUUCACAGCCCAACGAGGACAGCAAUGAAAUGGUGGCCCGGAAACCUUGGCAAAAGUGCGAACCAUGCUGUAGUGGUUGCCUGCCUGAUCAUCGACGGAAUCACUAUCGGAGACAUUGGCCCAAAAAUGGCUACUGGCCCCAUCGACAAUGGCUUUCUCAGCUUUGAUCAUUAUCGUAUUCCAAGAAAGAAUAUGCUUUGCUUAAUAAGGCAUCCGCCCAGAGUAACGCCUGAUGGCAAGUAUGCUCGUCCACCACAUGCUAAGAUUGGCUAUUCAGCGAUGGUGCAUGUUCGUGCUUACAUGAUCUCCGACCAGGGAAGGUUCCUUGCUCAGGCCCUCACCACCGCCAUACGAUACUCAGCAGUUCGACGUCAGGGAGAGAUUAAACCUGGAGGAGGAGAAGUGAAGAUCCUCGAGUACCAAACACAGCAGCAUCGCCUCCUGCCACAACUUGCUCGAGCUUUUGCCUUUGUUUUCACUGGACAAGCUGUUAGGGACAUAUAUUUGAGGGUGCGGAAGGAUGUCUUGAAAGGAAAAGUGGAUGAAAUGGCCGAACUGCACUACAUAACGUCAGGUCUCAAGGCGGUGGUUACCCAUUUAGUCGGUCAAGGUAUUGAACAGGCUCGCAUGAGCUGUGGUGGCCAUGGAUAUUCGAAAGCUAGCAAUAUACCGGAUCUCUACGGUGUGGCCAUUGGUGGUUGCACGUACGAGGGUGAGAAUAUGGUGAUGCUCCAGCAGUUGGCC
Messenger RNA from Ostertagia ostertagi, 1062 nucleotides. Lineage: Eukaryota; Metazoa; Nematoda; Chromadorea; Rhabditida; Trichostrongylidae. The record is from the annotation of a GenBank genome assembly.